Messenger RNA from Tarenaya hassleriana, 1459 nucleotides. RefSeq names its product GABA transporter 1. NCBI's taxonomy places the organism in Eukaryota, Viridiplantae, Streptophyta, Magnoliopsida, Brassicales, Cleomaceae. The record is from RefSeq and is a predicted model, not a curated record. Gene Ontology annotation, cellular component: plasma membrane. The transcript is spliced from 7 exons. The coding region runs from base 31 to 1389 and encodes 452 amino acids.
AGAGAGAGAGAGAGAGAGAGAGAGAGAGAGAUGAAGACAGAAGAGAAGGGAGGAAGAGACAAAGAUGAAGUUCCCCAGCCAAAGGAGCUCGAUGCUGGUGCUCUCUUCGUCCUCAAAUCCAAAGGGUCAUGGUGGCAUUGCGGAUACCACCUGACGACAUCAAUAGUGGCGCCGCCUCUACUGUCUCUGCCGUAUGCGUUGAGCUUCAUGGGUUGGUUCGCCGGAAUCUCGUUCCUGGUCGUCGGAGCGGUCGUGACGUUCUACUCCUACAACCUCCUCUCUCUCGUCAUCGAACACUACGCCUCCCUCGGCCGCCGCCACCUCCGCUUCCGCGACAUGGCCCACGACAUUCUUGGGGCGAAAUGGGGAAGAUAUUACGUGGGCCCCAUACAGUUCGCAGUCUGCUAUGGGGCGGUCGUGGCUUGUACUCUUCUUGGUGGACAAUGCCUCAAGGCAAUGUAUUUGGUGUGGGACCCAGAAGGGGGAAUGAAGCUGUAUGAGUUUGUGGUGAUAUUUGGGGUGUUGAUGCUGGUUUUGGCCCAAAUCCCAUCAUUCCAUUCCCUUAGACACAUCAACUUGGUCUCCUUGGCCCUCUGCCUUGCCUACAGUGCUUGUGCCACUUCUGCUUCCAUCUAUAUUGGAAAUUCAUCAAAGGGGCCAGAGAAGGAUUAUAGAGUAAUUGGUGACGCUGAAAGCAAAGUGUUUGGCGUUUUUAACGCCACCGCUAUUAUUGCCACCACUUAUGGCAAUGGAAUCAUCCCCGAAAUCCAGGCGACAUUGGCGGAACCGGUGAAGGGGAAGAUGAUGAAAGGGCUGAGCAUGUGCUACACAGUGGUGACGGCCACAUUCUUCAGCGUGGCGAUUUCCGGUUACUGGGCGUUCGGUAACAAAGCCCAAGGCCUUGUUCUCUCCAAUUUCUCCGACCGGAACGGGGUCCACUUCGUCCCCAAAUGGUUCAUCUUCCUCACCAAUCUCCUCACCUUCCUCCAGCUCUCGGCCGUCGCCGUGGUUUACCUACAGCCGACGAACGAAGUAUUGGAGAGUUUGUUUUCCGAUCCGACGAGAAAGGAGUUCUCGGCUCGCAACGUGAUCCCGAGGUUCAUCUUUAGGUCGAUGUCAGUCGUCGUGGCGACGACGGUAGCGGCAAUGCUCCCGUUCUUCGGAGACGUAAACUCGUUGAUCGGAGCGUUCGGGUUUAUGCCGUUGGACUUCAUUCUUCCCGUAGUGUUCUUUAACGUGACGUUCAAACCGUCGAGGAGGAGUUUGGUGUUCUGGAUAAACACCGCGAUUGCGGUUGCGUUUUCGUGUUUAGGAGUGAUUGCGGCUGUAGCCGCGGUUAGACAGAUCGCGAUUGAUGCCAACACGUACAAGUUGUUCGCCGAUGUGUAAAAAAUAAAAGAAAUAAUAAAUAAGAAAACUUGCGAAAACAAGACAUAUCUUUUUUUUUUCAAACAAAAAA